UCCCAAACAUAGUCUUUAUUCCCUUCAUUUUCUCUCUGCAGGAAAAAAAAAAUCAUCCCUUUUCAUAUUAGAAAGAUUAUAGCAAAACCCAGAAAUUGAAAAAUCUUGUUCACAUUUCUUUGAUUAAUAUUACCAUGAAGAGAAGUUUUUAUGAAGCAGAGGUUGAUAGCAUAACCAUGGCGAAUUGCUUGAUGCUUCUAUCCCAAGGGAGGGAAACUCAAUUUCCUUCCUUUGAAGCUUUGAAAAAUAGUGAUGUUAUUAAUUCUCCUAGUCGUGUUUUUGAGUGCAAGACAUGUAACAGGCAGUUUCCUUCCUUUCAAGCCCUAGGCGGUCACCGUGCCAGCCACAAGAAGCCUAGGUUGAUGAGCAGCGGUGGAGAUGGAAGCUCAGAGACUCAGUCAUCUUCCCCGGCGGCUAAACCUAAGACCCAUGAAUGCUCUAUUUGUGGGCUAGAGUUUGCUAUAGGGCAAGCCUUGGGAGGUCACAUGAGGAGGCAUAGAGCUGCCUUGAAUGAUCAAAGCUUGCAGCAGGUUCUUGAUGAUCAUCCUACGACGAGUAGUACUGCACAAGUUGCGGUGCCUCCUAUUGUGAGCAGAAGGGCUUUGUGCUUGGAUUUGAACUUGACUCCUUAUGAGAAUGAUUUGGAGUUGUUUAGGCAUGGCAAGGCACCUCCUAAUCCUAAGGUUAUUGACUGUUUCUUUUAGAUUAUCAUCUCUUAAUUACAUGUAAAUUAAUCUCAGAAAUACAUCUUAAUUAUAGCUAGCUGGAGGUUUAAUUUUCAA
Molecule: messenger RNA, 782 nt
Organism: Hevea brasiliensis (rubber tree)
Lineage: Eukaryota; Viridiplantae; Streptophyta; Magnoliopsida; Malpighiales; Euphorbiaceae
Product: zinc finger protein ZAT11
Exons: 1
Coding region: 135-704 (189 amino acids)
Biological process (GO): response to stress; response to chitin
Source: RefSeq, a predicted model, not a curated record